This is a messenger RNA of Trichophyton verrucosum HKI 0517, 1011 nucleotides long. RefSeq lists its product as uncharacterized. Lineage: Eukaryota; Fungi; Ascomycota; Eurotiomycetes; Onygenales; Arthrodermataceae. The record is from RefSeq and is a predicted model, not a curated record. Bases 1 to 1011 code for a protein of 336 amino acids. The transcript is spliced from 4 exons. Gene Ontology annotation, biological process: spliceosomal complex assembly; regulation of mRNA processing; protein phosphorylation. Gene Ontology annotation, molecular function: protein kinase activity; ATP binding.
AUGGCUUCGACAUCUCACGCACCUCCACGCAGAUUCCCUUCGUCGGGGUUUGUGGCUCUCGACCCAAAGCUGAAAGUAGAAGAGGAGGAACUACCCUCCUAUGUUCCAGGCGACUUUUACCCAGUUACGAUUGGCGAGAUAUUCGUGGAGAGUGUUUCCCAAAAUAUGCGCGCAUACUGUGUCUUCAAGAUGACCAACUUUCCUGCUAGGAGUCAUCGAUAUCUAUCUCUCAAAGUAUGCACUUCACACAAACGGCAAAGUAAUGAGACUGCCAUUUGCAACCAUCUCAGGGCGAGCAACAUCAAACACCCCGGAACACCGUUUGUUCGCAUGAUACUUGAUUCUUUCAAUAUCAUGGGUCCAACGGGGAACCAACACCAGUGCUUGCUUUACCAACCACUUGGGAUGAGCUACACAGCAUUCCUUGACAUGUUUCCCGGCAAGCAGAUGCCUGAGGCCCUGGUUCAAAGGAGCAUGCAGUUGAUCCUCUUGGGGCUAGACUAUCUACAUAAAGCCAAGAUUGUCCACACAGACAUAUCUGCAAAUAACAUCCUCCAGGGGAUAACCGAUCUUACAGCCCUUUCUGAGAUCGAAGAUGGUGAGGCCAACCAGCCAAUCGCUAGAAAGGUUCUUGAUGACCGCACGAUCUAUGUCUCGCAACCCAUGCCGAUAAACACGGGGUUGCCUGUUCUCUGUGACUUCGGUGAAGCGCGCAUCGGUGACAAGCACAAGGGUGAUGUUAUGCCAGGGAUUUACAGGGCCCCGGAGGUUAUUCUGGAUAUGGAAUGGGAUUCUAAAGUGGAUAUUUGGGCAGCCGGCCUCACAACCUGGGAUCUCCUCGAAACGGGAAAUCUUUUCUUCGCAAGAAAAGACGGCCUACUGAAUGAUGAACAGCACCUAGCUGAAAUGGUGUCACUUCUUGGGCCUCCACCUCUCGAGUUCAUAAGACGAAGCGACAAGUGCCUUCAGUACUGGGAUGAAAACGGUAUGAUCAUAACCCAGCAAUUGUGA